AUGGCGGAACGCGGAGCGCGACGGCGGAUUAUGAGGACGAUGUCGACGGUUCUGUUGAAUUUAUUGUUCGCGGUCGUGUUUGUCUCGGCGGACCGACGUUUGAGAUUCGAAGAAUCGGAAGAGCGGAGUGUUGCCUCUAGUUUUCUCGUUAAGGCAUCGGAUUUCGUGUGGCAAAAUGGUCGAACAGGUUAUCAGCGCGUCUGGCCUGAACUGGAAUUUGGAUGGCAAAUAGUGCUGGGCACAAUUGUUGGGUUCUUGGGAGCGGCAUUUGGGAGUGUGGGUGGUGUUGGCGGAGGUGGCAUUUUCGUUCCUAUGCUUAGCCUUAUUGUUGGGUUUGAUCCUAAAUCAUCAACUGCAAUCUCUAAAUGUAUGAUAAUGGGUUCAGCUGCAUCAACUGUGUACUAUAAUCUUAGGCUACGGCAUCCUACACUUGACAUGCCAAUAAUUGAUUAUGAUUUGGCUCUGCUGAUCCAGCCCAUGCUUAUGCUAGGAAUUAGUAUCGGUGUGACUUUUAAUAUCAUCUUCGCCGACUGGAUGGUUACUGUCCUGCUUAUUGUUCUGUUUAUAGGCACAUCAUCGAAAGCAUUAUUAAAGGGUGUUGAAACCUGGAAAAAGGAAACAGUAAUGAAGAAGGAGGCUGCUAGGCGGCUUGAGUCAACCAGUAAUGGUGGUGGGGAUAACGCAUACAGGCCUCUUCCAAGUGGCCCUCGAAAGGACACCAAUGAAGCAGAGGUUUCAAUUGCAGAGAAUGUUUGUUGGAAGGAACUUGGGCUUCUUGUUUUCGUUUGGGUUGCAUUCCUCAUAUUGCAGAUUGCAAAGAAUAAUAUGGCUACUUGCUCAACAAACUACUGGGUAUUGAAUUUGUUACAGAUCCCAGUGUCACUUGGUGUCUCAGGCUACGAGGCUUUCAGCCUCUACAAAGGACACAGGGUGAUUGCAUCCAAGGGAGACCAAGGCACCAACUUGCAAGUUCACCAGCUUGUGACUUAUUGUGCUUGCGGUAUCCUGGCUGGAGUCGUAGGUGGACUUCUUGGACUCGGAGGAGGAUUCAUACUGGGUCCACUAUUUUUGGAGCUAGGAGUGCCUCCUCAGGUUUCAAGUGCCACUGCAACAUUUGCAAUGACUUUCUCAUCGUCUAUGUCCGUCGUAGAGUACCACCUCCUGCAUCGAUUUCCUGUUCCAUAUGCUGUCUACUUCUUUGCCGUAGCAACGGUAGCUGCAUUUGUGGGGCAGCAUGUGGUGAGGAAGUUGAUCAUCAUUCUAGGAAGGUCGUCUCUGAUCAUCUUCAUUCUAGCAUUCACCAUAUUCGUCAGUGCAAUCUCUCUAGGUGGUGUUGGCAUAUCCAACAUGAUUGGAAAAAUCGAACGACAAGAAUACAUGGGAUUUGAGAACCUAUGCAAAUACGAUUCUUAA
Linum trigynum is the source of this 1413-nucleotide messenger RNA. NCBI's taxonomy places the organism in Eukaryota, Viridiplantae, Streptophyta, Magnoliopsida, Malpighiales, Linaceae. The record is from the annotation of a GenBank genome assembly.